Neltuma alba is the source of this 1371-nucleotide messenger RNA. Its product is annotated as receptor-like protein kinase FERONIA. Gene Ontology annotation, molecular function: transmembrane receptor protein tyrosine kinase activity. The record is from RefSeq and is a predicted model, not a curated record. Bases 1 to 1371 code for a protein of 456 amino acids. Lineage: Eukaryota; Viridiplantae; Streptophyta; Magnoliopsida; Fabales; Fabaceae. Gene Ontology annotation, biological process: protein phosphorylation. The transcript is spliced from 3 exons.
AUGGCUCAGCACAUGAGGUGGCAUGUGAUUGAGGAAAAUCCAGAUGGCAGGUUAAGGCACCUACGAGAUUUGGAGGCGUGGAAAACAUUUGAUGCAAAAUUUCUAGACUUUACCAGUGAUCCUAGAAAUCUCUGGCAAGACUCUUUCCGCAGAGAACCGGAAUGGACCGGAGACGUAGACAACGGUCUAUUCUCUCCAAUUGAAAACUCCAAGAGCAAACUCUCCGUCAGUGCCAAAGCUCCGGCUGGUAAAGCAAUCCCCUACAGCAACGCACGCCUCUCUCGCUCCGAGUUCUUCUACUCAUUUCCGGUGACCAACGGCCAAAAGUUCAUUCGCCUCUACUUUUACCCAUCUUCCUACGGCGUCAACUUCCUUCGCUCGGACUCUCUCUUCUCCAUCAGAGCAGGAUCUCACACCCUUUUGAAAGACUUCAACGCUUCGUUCGCGGCCGACGACGCCGGCCAAGAAACCAUCUUGCGUGAAUACUGCGUCGAUGUGUAUACCGGUGAGACCCUUAGCUUAACAAUCACGCCCAGUCUAUCUGAUCCAAACACUUAUGCUUUCAUCAAUGGGAUCGAGGUCAUUUCUAUGCCGACCUUCCUUUAUUACACAAACCCAGACGACCUGCAGGGGAUGACGCUAGAUGGUGGAACCCAACAGUAUCAGGUCAAAAAUAAUAAAGCUCUCGAGACUAUGUACAGAGUCAAUGUUGGCGGGAGUCAUAUCCCUCCCGAAAAAGAUACUGGCAUGUUUCGUUAUUGGGACCAGGAUAAUGCCUACUUGGAGAGGGAGCGCCCACAUAGUGUAUCCGCAGGUUUUGGUUUAGAGGUAGAUCACACAAACUAUCCAAAUUAUACUGCACCAGAUGAAGUAUACUUGACUGCCAGAAGCUAUGGGAUGAAAGAAACGUCUAAAUUUAAUGUGACUUGGGAAUUUGAAGUUGACUCAGAAUUUACUUAUACGGUGAGAUUGCAUUUUUGUGAGUUUGAUGAAAAAAUUCAGAACAAUGGAGACAGAGUUUUUCAGAUUUUCAUCAAUGAUGCUUUGGUGGAGCCUGUCGCUGAUGUGAUGAUGUGGACUCACAAAGUAUUGGCUCCUAUCCAUAAGGACUAUGCGGUGUCAAUGCCAAGUGAUGAUGGGAAGUUAAAGCUGAAUCUUUCAAUUAAGUUGCGACCACACCCAUUGGCAAGAAGCACUUACAGAGAUGUUUUAUUGAAUGGUAUUGAAAUUCUUAAAAUAAGUACGGACUAUAAUGACAAUCAUGCGAGUCCUAGUUCGAAUCCACUUCAAUCUCCAUCCACGCCAUCCUCCAGGUCAUCGAGGAACGGAAACAAAGCAAAGGAAGUUCAUGGUGGGGACGAAAAUCAAUAG